CUCACCACAACACAACACAACACAAACAAACCGGCCUUUACAUAAAACCCUUACAAUUCUAUACUUCUUAGUGUGUAAACGUGUGAUUCUUUCAUCAAUAACAAAAUGACAUCGAUAUUAUUCAUGUUCGUGAGUCUAACCAUUCUAUCCAUGAGUGUAAAAUUCUCUCAAGCCACAUCUCGUGUCACCUUCCACGAGCCGAUCAUUGCUGAACACCAUCAGCAAUGGAUGACUCGGUUCUCUCGAGUUUAUAGCGACGAGCUCGAGAAACAAAUGAGAUUCGAUGUGUUCAAGAAAAACUUGAAGUUCAUUGAGAAAUUUAAUAAGAAAGGGGAUAGAACAUACAAGCUUGGUGUCAACGAAUUUGCGGAUUGGACCAAAGAGGAGUUCAUUGCCACCCACACCGGUCUCAAGGGAUUUAACGGAAUUCCAUCCUCGGAAUUUGUCGAUGAAAUGAUACCUUCUUGGAAUUGGAAUGUCAGUGAUGUCGCCGGCCGUGAGAUCAAAGAUUGGAGAAACGAAGGAGCUGUAACACCUGUUAAAUACCAAGGCCAAUGUGGAUGUUGUUGGGCGUUUUCAAGCGUCGCAGCGGUGGAAGGUUUGACAAAGAUCGUUGGAGGCAACCUAGUAUCAUUGUCUGAACAACAACUUCUAGAUUGCGACAGAGAGCGUGACAACGGUUGCAACGGUGGAAUAAUGUCCGACGCUUUCAGCUAUAUAAUAAAAAACCGAGGCAUUGCCUCAGAAGCAUCAUACCCUUACCAAGAGACAGAGGGGACAUGCCGGUACAAUGCAAAACCCUCCGCCUGGAUAAGAGGGUUCCAGACCGUUCCAAGCAACAACGAGCGUGCAUUGCUCGAGGCUGUAUCGAGGCAGCCUGUCUCGGUGUCCAUUGAUGCGGAUGGGCCCGGUUUCAUGCAUUACUCAGGGGGAGUGUACGAUGAGCCGUACUGUGGGACCAACGUGAACCAUGCAGUGACAUUCGUUGGAUACGGAACGAGCCCGGAGGGGAUCAAGUACUGGUUGGCUAAGAACUCUUGGGGGGAGACUUGGGGAGAGAAUGGUUACAUUAGGAUUCGUAGAGAUGUGGCGUGGCCUCAAGGCAUGUGUGGUGUGGCUCAGUAUGCUUUUUAUCCGGUUGCCUAACUAAACGGCAGAUGGCUUAUUUUAUAUAAAAGUGAUAAUAUUAUUUUAACAUUUAAACAACAAAAAUGGUGAUCUUGUUAUAUAUUUUGGUUAUGAAUUGUUUAGAUGUGGUCUAAAUCUGCAUCGCAAAGCUUGACCAAUACACUUUGUAAGUGUGUAUAAUGAUUAUUAGAUUACAUAAAGUUGUUGUAACUUG
Arabidopsis arenosa is the source of this 1342-nucleotide messenger RNA. Lineage: Eukaryota; Viridiplantae; Streptophyta; Magnoliopsida; Brassicales; Brassicaceae. The record is from the annotation of a GenBank genome assembly.